This is a messenger RNA of Sphaerodactylus townsendi, 2849 nucleotides long. Its product is annotated as protein unc-80 homolog. Gene Ontology annotation, molecular function: monoatomic cation channel activity. Gene Ontology annotation, biological process: monoatomic cation homeostasis. Lineage: Eukaryota; Metazoa; Chordata; Lepidosauria; Squamata; Sphaerodactylidae. Gene Ontology annotation, cellular component: axon; cation channel complex. The record is from RefSeq and is a predicted model, not a curated record.
AUGCGCAAUUACGUAAAUUUACUCACUUACGUUCGUCUCACUGCGCCUGCUCGUUUUAUCUUUUACGAGGCACCCGGCUCUCGAGUGAUGGGAGUGGUGGGACCUUCCAGUGUGGCCGAUGGAUUACCCCUUCUUCAUCUCAGCCCUUAUCUCUCGCCACCUCUGCCCUUCAGCACAGCUGUUGUCCGGCUUGUAGCAUUGCAGAUUCAGGCUUUGAAAGAAGAUUUCCCCUUAAGCCACGUGAUCUCCCCAUUCACCAAUCAGGAAAGAAGGGAAGGAAUGCUUUUAAACCUACUGAUUCCAUUUGUGCUCACAGUAGGAUCUGGAAGCAAAGACAGCCCUUGGCUGGAGCAACCCGAAGUCCUCCUGCUGCUCCAGACGGUCAUCAACAUCCUGCUCCCUCCUCGCAUCAUCAGCACUUCCCGCAGCAAGAACUUCAUGCUGGAGAGCUCCCCGGCCCACUGCUCCACGCCAGGAGACGCAGGGAAGGACCUGCGCAAGGAAGGCCUGGCCGAGUCCACCAGCCAGGCGGCCUACUUAGCCCUGAAGGUGAUCCUCGUCUGUUUUGAGCGUCAGUUGGGCAGCCAGUGGUAUUGGUUGAGCCUGCAGGUCAAGGAGAUGGCUUUACGGAAAGUGGGAGGCCUGGCCUUGUGGGAUUUCCUGGAUUUUAUUGUCCGUACCCGGAUUCCUAUCUUUGUCCUCCUUCGACCUUUCAUUCAGUGCAAGCUGCUUGCUCAGCCUGCUGAGAAUCACGAGGAGAUGACUGCCCGCCAACACAUCGCCGAACAGCUUGAACGGCGCUUCAUCCCACGCCCCCUGUGCAAGAGCUCCCUUAUCGCAGAAUUCAACAACGAACUGAAGAUCCUCAAGGAAGCUGUGCACAGUGGCUCAGCCUAUCAAGGGAAGACCUCUAUCAGUACUGUGGGCACCUCCACCUCCGGGAGCGGUAAUCACCGACUGAGCUUUCUGGCCACCAUGUCGCCUUCCAAUACGGGCAAGAACCGAACGGUCUGGGAACAAGAUGAAGGAAAGCUGCAGCAUUCCCAGCAGGCUUCCCAGGACACUCUGAGCCGAACAGACGAGGAGGAUGAAGAGAAUGAUUCGGUGAGCAUGCCCAGUGUGGUAAGUGAACAGGAAGCAUACCUUAUGGGUUCCAUUGGGAGGAGGCGAUUCUCCAGUCAUCUCUCCAGCAUGUCCGCACCUCAGGCUGAGGUGGGCCUGUUACCCAGCCAAAGGGUUGCAAGCGUGCAGAGCGAACCAGGCCACCACAACCUCCUUCUGCAGCAGCCCCUGGGGCGGAAAAGAGGUCUGAGACAAUUAAGGAGGCCUCUUCUGUCACGUCAGAAAACCCAAACCGAACCGCGCAGCCGUCACGGAGCCCGGCUCUCCACUACGCGCAGAAGUAUACAGCCGAAAUCAAAACCUGCAGUCGAUCAGAAACGAUCUGUGACUUUUACUGAAGCACAGUCGGAAGCAUCCAGCUCAAUGCCUGACCAAGCCUUGAUAGCAGCCCAGCAGCAAAGCGCGAAAAGGGGCAGCCCUGCAGACGGCAAGAAGCAGGAAGCCACCAGCAAGCCUGUCCUGACCUCUUCUCCGGCCAUUAUUGUGGCUGAUCUCCACAGUCAGGCCACCACCAGCCAGGGUGACGCGCUUUCUCUCGAGAAGGAUAAAAAAAAGGAGGAUGAACCAGAGACGAGGUUGAUUCCUGCCCCUGGAAGCCCUCCACCCUCGCAGCUUUCUGACACGGAGGAUUUCACAGGCCUGGAGACCACCAGCUUACUGGAGCAUGGAGACACCAUCCUCCAUAUUAGUGAGGAUAAUGGGAUGGAAAACCCGCAGUUCACCUUGACGCAUGUUGAGGUGGGGCAGACUGACGUUGGCUUAGAUGAGUCCCAUGUUUGAUGACUGGGGGGAGGGGGAAGCUGCGUUCAUCUCCAAAUUCACCUGUAAGUAAUUUAAAGAGCACUUUAUAAACUACGAGGGCCACAUCUAGUAGCCUGUCUGGCACAUGUGAGCCAAUCUGUUGAAAACAGGCCAGGGCCUUUAGGCAGAUCUAGUUGGACUCAGGGGAGACUGUGAAAUAGAGGAAUGGUUCCAGAAUGGAAUCUUCCUCUGCAUAGAAUGAAUUCUUAAUAUCUUGCUCUUCGGCAGACAAACUAACAUAAAAUGCCAGGCAGAAAUCCAAGCAACCUUUUUGGAGGCUAGCCACCUAAACAUAGGAUCCCAAAGUUUAUUUUUGUAAUCUCAGAAGGAGAGAUAAAUAUAUCUAUAUAAAUAUAUAUAUAUAUACAUAGUAUAUUAAUUAAAAAUAUAUAUUACUAGCUAAAGAGCUAUGGAUGCUUUAUGACUGUCCGUGCUUCAUUUAGCAUCAUAAUGCCAAAUGCCAGAUAAAGAUCAGAGAUGAGGCAUUUUCUGUUCCAGGUUUGAGAUUUCAAACUCUGAGUUAUAUACCUGAGAAACCAUACAUUUGCCACCUCCUUAAAAUUAACUGUAGACUACAGUGAAGUGAAGAAUGUUAAGACUAUGCACUGUUGUAGACAUUUGGGCUGAGUGUUCUAUACAUGAAAUAAACAGCACUACAUAUUCUGCUUAAAAAUAUUAAGAAACUUUAACUUCAACAGGGAAAUGUGUGUGGAUCUUCUGAUAACAAUCUAUUCAGCCAUGUUUGUACUUACAAGUAUAUCUGUGUUCCCCAACCAGCGGUUGGUAUCAUACAGAACAUUUAUGCUCACUUGGAGUGUAACAGGAAAAGAUUUAUUCCCUUGUACACUUAUGUGAAUCUUCAGCUAUCUGUAAUUCUCUGUGUGAAAAAGUGUAACAAUUAUGAAUUAUACCUCACUUGAAAGUCA